Messenger RNA from Penicillium daleae, 1887 nucleotides. Its product is annotated as phospholipid:diacylglycerol acyltransferase. Gene Ontology annotation, molecular function: phospholipid:diacylglycerol acyltransferase activity. Gene Ontology annotation, cellular component: perinuclear endoplasmic reticulum; cytoplasm. Gene Ontology annotation, biological process: lipid storage; triglyceride biosynthetic process. Lineage: Eukaryota; Fungi; Ascomycota; Eurotiomycetes; Eurotiales; Aspergillaceae. The record is from RefSeq and is a predicted model, not a curated record. The transcript is spliced from 3 exons. Bases 1 to 1887 code for a protein of 628 amino acids.
AUGUUGCGCCGCCGCGCGGGCAAGGACGACGCCCCCUCUCGCGACGAGAACGACAACAAGAAUCGGCCCCGGCUCAAUCGGAUCCAAACAGAAGAGGACAAGCUCCGUGCUGAAUUUGAUGGUGCGAAGGUGAAGCAGCUGGUCAUCCGACCACGAAGUAAACGCCGCAAUGGAUUCAUCUUCGUGUUGGGUGGCCUGUUCGGCAUAUUCAUUGCCUUGUUCUUCGCGAACCAGCAAGAAGUCAUUUCUUUGGAGUCGCUGAUGGACUUGAACCUCGAAUCUUUGAUUGAUGCCAUACCCCAAGGAAUUGUGCGUGAUGCAAAGGCGUUCUCGCAACACGAACGCGAGGCCGUUAGCUACGAUUCAUUCUCCGUCGGCUUACAACUCCAAGCACAAGGAGUCGAAGCGAAACACCCCGUCGUGAUGAUCCCGGGGGUCAUCUCAACCGGUCUUGAAAGCUGGGGAACGGGUGUCAAUUCACGCCAAUACUUCCGCCGCCGACUAUGGGGCAGCUGGAGCAUGAUGCGCGCACUGGUUAUGGAUAAGGCAGAAUGGAAGAAUCAUAUCAUGCUGGAUCGUGAAACGGGUCUCGAUCCACCGGGCAUCAAGCUACGGGCUGCACAGGGUUUCGACGCCACGGACUUCUUCAUUACGGGAUACUGGAUCUGGAAUAAGAUUCUCGAAAACCUGGCGACCAUCGGCUAUGACCCGACCAAUGCAUUCACUGCAGCUUACGACUGGCGGCUAUCGUAUCCCAAUCUUGAAGUCCGGGAUAAGUACUUCAGCCGGCUGAAAUCCUAUAUCGAAACCGCGGUGGAGGGCCAAGGCGAGAAGAUUACGCUGGCCUCGCACAGUAUGGGCUCGCAGGUCGUGAUGUACUUCUUUAAAUGGGUGGAAAGCGAAGACCACGGCAAGGGUGGCAAGGACUGGGUCAAUAAGCACAUUGACUCGUGGGUCAACAUCAGUGGUUGCAUGCUCGGUGCCGUCAAAGGAUUGACUGCCGUGCUGUCCGGUGAGAUGCGCGAUACAGCACAGCUGAAUGCGUUUGCUGUUUAUGGCUUGGAGAAGUUCCUAUCCAAGGAAGAGCGUGCGGAGAUCUUUCGAGCCAUGCCCGGCAUCUCCAGUAUGCUUCCCAAGGGCGGCGAAGCCGUUUGGGGCAACGCAACGUGGGCCCCAGAUGACCAGGCCGGACAGGAGAUUAGCUUUGGAAAUCUGCUUAAUUUCCGGGAGACCAACUCCUCCUGGACGCGCCGCAACCUUACGACGUCCGAGAGUCUGCAGUACCUGCUGGACCAGAGUGAGGAUUGGUAUCGUAGGCAGGUUCUGGGCAGCUACUCGCACGGUGUAGCUCAUACAACACGCGAAGUUGAGGCGAACGAGAAAGACCCACGGACGUGGUUGAACCCGCUCGAGGCUCGGUUGCCGUAUGCACCUGAUAUGAAGAUCUACUGCUUCUACGGUGUUGGCAAGCCUACAGAGCGGAGCUACUUCUAUCAGGAAGAGCUUGAUCCCUUGGUCAACCUCAACGUUAGCAUUGACACUACCGUGACCAUGAACGGGAAUAUCGACCAUGGGGUGAUGAUGGGCGAGGGCGACGGAACUGUCAACCUGCUCAGCACUGGCUACAUGUGUGCCAAGGGGUGGCGCAUGAAGCGGUAUAACCCAGCGGGCUCGAAGAUCAAGGUCUUCGAGAUGCCCCAUGAACCAGAUCGUUUCUCACCGCGAGGCGGACCAAAUACAGGUGAUCAUGUCGAUAUCCUUGGCCGCGCCUCGCUGAAUGAACUUAUUCUCCGCGUCGCCGGCGGAAAAGGCGACCAGAUCGAAGAAACGUUCGUCUCGAACAUCCGCGAGUAUGCAGAGCGUGUACGGAUUUUUGACGAAGAAUAA